Molecule: messenger RNA, 1051 nt
Organism: Schistosoma turkestanicum
Lineage: Eukaryota; Metazoa; Platyhelminthes; Trematoda; Strigeidida; Schistosomatidae
Source: the annotation of a GenBank genome assembly
GAUUCGUUCAAAUUUGAGACUCCUAUGAAUCAUGGCAAACAAAUACAAAUCUAUAAUGAUCUUGGUACUUCAGAAAGAAGUUUAAUUCAUUUGAAAAAUGCAUUUCGUCAUUUAACACUGAAUUAUUCAAUUCAAGAAAUAAACGGUACAAUGAUCAAUAAUCAACAUCUUAUUCAAACGGAUUUAUUAUGCUUCGGUGGUGGUUAUGAUUUAGGCUAUUUAAAAUCGCUACAAUUGACUGGUUGUUUAAAAAUACACAAUUUUAUUAAACAUCGAAUGGGUAAAUAUCUUGGAAUUUGUGCUGGUGCAUAUUUCGCUUGUGAUUAUUGUCAAUUUGAUGUUGGCGGUCCACUUGAAGUGUGUGGAGAAAGGCAUAUUAAAUUAUUUGAAGGUAUUGGUUCCGGUCCAGUUUUUCCCGGUUUUCAAUAUAACAGUGAAAUGGGCAGUUAUGCAGUUUCUAUACAAGCUGUAUCCAAACAUUUAAUACCACAAACAGCUAUAGUAUAUUAUAAUGGAGGAUGUUCAUUUGAAUUGGACAAUUGGACGAAUUCAAAAGUUUUAUAUACAUAUUCAACUAACGGGAAACCAGCUAUUAUUUAUUCAAAAUUAGGCAAUGGUUGUGGUAUUUUAAGUGGUGUUCACAUGGAAUAUGAUCCAUAUUUAUUGGAAAAACAAUUAUCUAAGAACCGUGAUGCUGAAACGAAUAGCAAUGUCGUGGUGGAUACCAUGAAGACGUUUGAAUUGAUUGAAAUAUUGAAGAAAAAUAAUUCAACUCGUUUGCAAUUAUUUGAAAAUUUAAUUAAUUUACUGUUGAAUACAGGAUAAUGAUUCAAUCUCAGUGUAAUCCCUUCUCAUUCCUCACUUGUCCUUCUUGUUAGUUUAAUCGUUUUUUUUUACCUCGUCCGUUCUUUUUUUGUAUAUUGAACUAUACUACUUAAAUAAUAUUCAAUAGUGUGCAAUAUGAUCGAUCACAUGUACUUCUAAUCAUCAACAUUUUCAUAUAUAUCCAAUGUUUGAAUCUAUUUUCUUGUUUGUAAUGGUUAUGUAAAAU